Molecule: messenger RNA, 1701 nt
Organism: Phalacrocorax carbo (great cormorant)
Lineage: Eukaryota; Metazoa; Chordata; Aves; Suliformes; Phalacrocoracidae
Source: RefSeq, a predicted model, not a curated record
GGGGAAGAUGUCUGAGCGGGGAGAAGCCCCGGCAGCGGCGGCCGCGGCGGGAGCAGGGGGUGAGAUGCCGGCGAAGAAGCAGAAGCUAAGCAGCGAUGAGAACAGCAACCCCGGGGACCUGUCCGGCGACGAGAACGAUGAUGCGGUUAGUAUUGAAAGCGGUACUAACACCGAACGCCCUGACACACCAACAAACACUCCUAAUGCACCGGGAAGAAAAAGCUGGGGAAAAGGAAAAUGGAAGUCAAAGAAGUGCAAAUAUUCCUUCAAAUGUGUAAAUAGCCUAAAGGAGGACCAUGGUCAGCCUUUGUUUGGAGUCCAGUUUAACUGGCACAGUAAAGAAGGUGAUCCUCUUGUUUUUGCCACUGUAGGCAGCAACAGAGUUACUUUAUAUGAAUGUCAUUCUCAAGGAGAAAUCCGUCUGUUGCAGUCAUAUGUGGAUGCUGACGCAGAUGAAAAUUUUUAUACAUGUGCGUGGACAUAUGAUAGCAAUACAAGCCAUCCUCUUCUGGCUGUGGCAGGGUCCAGGGGUAUUAUUAGGAUAAUUAAUCCUAUUACAAUGCAGUGCAUAAAGCACUACGUGGGCCAUGGAAAUGCAAUCAAUGAACUGAAAUUCCACCCAAGAGAUCCAAAUCUCCUUUUAUCUGUAAGCAAAGAUCAUGCAUUGAGACUGUGGAACAUCCAGACAGACACGCUGGUUGCAAUAUUUGGAGGAGUAGAAGGGCACAGGGAUGAGGUGUUAAGUGCAGAUUAUGAUCUUCUUGGUGAAAAAAUCAUGUCCUGUGGGAUGGAUCACUCUCUAAAACUGUGGAGAAUUAAUUCCAAGAGAAUGAUAAAUGCCAUCAAAGAGUCUUAUGAGUAUAACCCAAACAAAACCAACAGGCCUUUCAUUUCCCAGAAAAUACACUUUCCUGACUUUUCUACGAGAGACAUACAUAGAAACUAUGUUGACUGUGUACGAUGGUUGGGAGACCUAAUUCUUUCCAAGUCUUGUGAAAAUGCCAUUGUGUGCUGGAAACCUGGCAAAAUGGAAGAUGAUAUAGAUAAAAUCAAGCCCAGUGAGUCAAAUGUGACCAUACUUGGGAGAUUUGAUUACAGCCAGUGUGAUAUAUGGUACAUGAGGUUUUCAAUGGAUUUCUGGCAAAAGAUGCUUGCUCUGGGCAAUCAGGUCGGCAAACUUUAUGUUUGGGAUUUAGAGAUAGAGGAUCCUCAUAAAGCCAAUCAGUGCUUCAAUGAAAAUUGGGUGGAUGAAAAAUGGCAGUGGGUGCACAGGAAAUUACAGCUUUCCAGUCCACAUUUGGAAUACAAAAUACACCAUGAAGGGCAUAAUCCCGUUGCCCUUCAGUUCUUCCUAGGCCACAUAAGUGAGAGGUGUACGACUCUUACUCAUCCUAAAUGUGUUGCUGCCAUUCGACAAACCAGUUUUAGCAGGGAUAGUAGUAUCCUUAUAGCGGUGUGUGAUGAUGCCAGUAUCUGGCGCUGGGACAGACUACGAUAAAUUACUUUUUCUUAAUUAAAAGUAGAAAAUAUAUUUUCAAAUUAUAAUAUAGUCUGUUAACUCGCUAGUACGGUAGAUGCAUUUAGUGUAGACUUUCUCGAAGGUUCGGCAGGCUGGAGCUGAACUUAGUGAUGUUUACAUUCUGUGUAUUGUUCUGCUUGAAAUUGCUGCUUUUAAUAAAAAGAAGUAUUUUUGUAAAGUUU